CUGUCCUCUCCUCAGUCCACCUGGAACCCAGUCCACCUGCAGACACCUCCAGACGUCCAGCAUCACUGUGUCAGAGAGGGAUGUCUGACCAUUGAGGGGUCCAUGAGGAGGAGAGGAGACUCCCCCAGUCUGUGAACACCUGACGGCAGGAGAAGAAGAAGGCCAGCUGAUCUAUUUAUAGCAGAGUCCCUCAGAGUCUCAGACCCGAUCUGUCACAGUCCUGCAGUCCUCCAGACCUUCGUCAUGCCCGGCAGCCAGGCCCGGUCCCGGGCCAGAGACCGGAACAACGUCCUGAACCGGCCCGAGUUCAUGUCCCUGAACCAGCCCCCUCGCAGGGAACAGGGGCCAGGGGAGGGGCGGGGGGGCGGUGGUCCGAAGAGAGCCACGUUCAGACAGCAGAGUCAGCAGGAGGACACAGGACUGAGGGGGUCCAGGGACUCCUCAGAGGGGGGUCCAGCAGCUGAUGGGGGGGUGAAAGACGGGUCUCGUUGGCCGGAGCAGGACUGCAUGCAGCUGAACCCGUCAUUUCGAGGCAUCGCCAUCAACUCUCUGCUCGCCAUCGACAUCAGCCUGUCGAAGCGCCUGGGCGUGUGCGCCCGGCCCCAUGGCCCCGGGGCACCGCUCCGCUCCAUGGUGACCCUGCUGGCCCUCAGCGGACAUGCCCUGCCGUGGCUUUUCGGGACUCUGAUCUGCCUGUGGAGGAGCAAUACACUGGCCGGACAGGAAGUCCUGGUCAACCUGCUGCUGGCUCUGAUCCUGGAUUUGAUGACGGUCGCCGGGAUGCAGAAGUUGGUCAAACGCAGAGGACCCUGGGAUUUCCCUCCAGGGCUUUUGGACUACAUCGCCAUGGAUACAUAUUCUUUCCCAGCAGCCCACGCCAGCCGAGCUGUCAUGGUGUCCAAGUUCCUGCUGAACCACCUGGUGCUGGCGGUGCCCCUGAGGAUCCUGCUCUACCUGUGGGCCUUCCUGGUGGGCGUGUCCCGAGUGCUGCUGGGUAAACAUCACCUGUCGGAUGUAGGAUGUGGAUUUGCUCUCGGCUUCCUGCACUUCACUCUGGUGGAGUCUGUUUGGCUGGACUCUGCUACCUGCCAGACCCUCAUCUCCAUUGGCACGCUCCGCUGGACUCUGCUGGUUUAGAAACCAGUUCCUGCUGGUUUAUACUGGUUCAGAUUGGAAUAAGACCAGUUUGGACUGGUUUUAGACUGGUCCUUUUAGAUUCUUCUACCUGCCAGAUCCUCACGUCCAUCAGCAUGCUGUGCUGGACUCCACCGGUUUAGACUGGACACUACACUUUUUUAAACUUGUUUGGACCAGUAUGAACUAGUCUGUACUGGGUUGGAUUGGUUUAAGACUGCUAAAAUAAUCCUGUCCCAGUCCAGUGUGGACUGGUCUGAACUGGUCCUGCUAAAUUCUGGUUCCUGCCAGACUUCACCUUCAACGGCAAGCUGGACCCGACUUGUUUGGACUGAUUUAGAAAACUUUAAGGCUGCUGUAGUCCACCUGGGACUGGACUGGUUUGAUCUGGACUGGACUGGUCCUGCUGUGCUGUGUUUCCUCACAGACACAUUAAGAUUUCUGCAGGAACCUGUUCAGAGUCCUGAUCCCGAUGUCCCUGGUUCAGGCUGUGGUUUGGUUGAUUUGGUUGCCUGGAGGACUUGGUCUCUGACAUGGUUUUAGUUUAGAAUCUGAGUGUGUGUGUCAGGUGUGUGUUGCUAGUAUUGGUGUCUCAGGUACUGAACAGAACCGGUCUGAGGACCAUCCUGUUUUCAAAAAUGACGUUUGAUCAGUUUGACAUUUGUUUGUUUGUUUGUUUCAAUGAGUCUGGUCCGGGUAUCUAACAGCUUUUAUUCUCCUGUGGUUGUCAUGCCAACAAAAACAAAGAUACGUCUGAGGCGACAGCUCAUUCUUGACCUUUGGCAAAACAAUCUUCACUCAAGGUCAACUUACUGUUUCCAGAGCUUUUGACCACAUCUGUCAGUCUUAAUCAGUGAAUCUUUUUUUCGUCUGUCCAUGUUUCAAUAUAAAAACUAAACUGAUGAAACUUUGAAGAGUUGAAAAGUUUGUUGUCAUGUUACUAAACUUAUCAACAACAACAAACAACAACAAAAACAAGCUGAACUCAUGAAGAAAACAUCGUCACAUUAACGUUAUUUUAUUUUCCUUUGAACAUUUUUUUUGACUAAAACCAAAAUGUCUUCACAAAAAUCAAGAACUGAUUUAAACCAAAACCAGAAUCUGGUUCAGAUGUGAACCGGUCUCACAGGAACUCAGAUCUGGACCAGAACCCAGUGGGAGCUUUGAUCUUAUGAUCACAGGUAACUCGUUUAUGGUGGCAGGCGGAAAGCUCUGGAAAAAGCUAGUAAGUAUCCCUUUGGUGAAGCUGAUUUUGUCAGUUUAAAUCAUUUAUUUUAUUUUUUCAGCUGCUUGUGUUUAAACAGAUUGAUGGGAAAAUGUGAUUAUAAUAAUAUAUAUAAUAUUGAUUAUUAUAAUAUAAUAUUGACUGACAUCACUCAGGUGAUGAAAAAAUGAACAUCUGGGUUUGACUGUUUGCCUCAAGUGUGAUCAGCUGAUGUGGUGAUGAUGUAAAAUCAGCUGUUUUCUGAUGGAACUUGACCUGAACUCAGAUCUAUGCAUAUGUUUUAAUGAACUGAAUAAAAACUGUUUUUACUCUACAGUAA
This is a messenger RNA of Seriola aureovittata, 2678 nucleotides long. Its product is annotated as inactive phospholipid phosphatase 7-like. Gene Ontology annotation, cellular component: nuclear envelope. NCBI's taxonomy places the organism in Eukaryota, Metazoa, Chordata, Actinopteri, Carangiformes, Carangidae. Gene Ontology annotation, molecular function: sphingosine-1-phosphate phosphatase activity. The transcript is spliced from 5 exons. The record is from RefSeq and is a predicted model, not a curated record. The coding region runs from base 244 to 1137 and encodes 297 amino acids.